UCGUAUUGGGGCGUCCAUGUAGACCCCCACAACCCAUGUUUUUGUGACCUGAGAUGUGAUUAUGUGUGACCCGUAAGGGUUGACAAGAUGUCGUCUGCUGUGACCUCCAGACGACAGGUGACAAGUGCCCUCUCGGACUCCUCAUUACCUGGACAAUUCGCCGGCUUCGCUCCAAACAAAACACAGUUGUAACGACUAAUCCGGCCUGAGGGAACAAACACAGUGGUAUUGUGCAAACGAGGUACAGCCUGCUCUCUGAUGUGGAAGAAAAAGCUUGAGUUAAUCCCGAUUGGCCGAUAAUAACCUCGUCAGCGGACACAUUGACGGGAUUAGAUACUUUCUGAGACGGAUAGCCUGGACCAAGUCUAUGCUUGUAUGGCUGGAUUGUAUGAACAGUGUUUGAAAUGCAUGUGAGAUGACAAGCAGAAAUCGCUGGCUGGUCUUUGAACCUGUUGACGUCUGCUUGUGAUUUUUUGCUGCUGCCUUGAGAAGAUGCUUUGCUAUGAAAGAAGUAGGUGUUUAAAUAUGUGUGAUGAAGGCUGAACAACUUCUUUCAUGUUAGGAUUUACAACUAAUCAUCUCCUCUUCAAGGAUUUACAAUAGUCUGGAGUCAAGAUAUGUCAGGACCAAAGACGUCUGCUCCUCAAGAGCUUGGCUAAGAGGAGACGUGCACUGUUGAAACCUGAAUGUGUGAAUAAGGACUGACCGCAGUGUGGACAUGGGUCACUUUGAUCUUUGGGAAACAUGUGCAAUGUCAUCACAAGGAUUUCAUGUCAAUUGAACAUGUUAAUCAGAGGUCUAAAAAGAUAUAUUCUGUUUGAUUUUGAAUUUAGAUCUUUGCUGUUUGAUGCUUGAACUAAUUGGAGAUAUUUCCAAAUCUCACUCAUCCUCAUGUCUCCUGUGAAAUUACACUUUAUGGAGAAAAAGUCUUAAGCCUGCAAUCCAAGGAGGAAUCACAAGUGGAUUAACGUCCCGUCAAACUUAAGGCCUCUACGUAAGCGGAAAAUGGUGACCUUCAUAUAACUCGAGAGAUGUCAAGAAGAAUGUAAAAGUGGGAUUAGUGUCCUUCAACUUUGACCCUGAACAAGAAGAUCUGAUCUGUUUCGACAAAUCACUAAAAAUGGGAAACAAAUGUCUUACAGGGUGCUUUGUGUUUUACAUUGUGCUGUCUCUCCUGACACACUUGGCAGAGCUGGUUACGAACACAAUGCUGGCUUACUUUCUGUGGAUCAGUGUCACAACACAGGAGAGCUGGUUCAGUCUUGUAAUGGGGAUACUACUGAUACCCCUUGUGCUUGUACAGUUACUCUCAGCCAUAUUGCUCCUCAACAGAAGAGGAGAUAGUCUAACCACCUGUGAAGCUAUCAUUAUGGCAUUUCUUCAUAUCAUUCAAAUGGGAUUUAUAUGGAGACAUUUUACCGUGUUGAGAGAAAGGGAUGUUCUGGUGAAAAAAGCGGAAAUGGCUGAAUUGUUUUUGUUACGAUUGACUUUUGCUUUUGCAUCAGGAUUUCCAUUGAUGUUGGUACAAUGCUACCUUGUCCUGGAGAACAUAUCGUUCCCCGCUUACUGGAUACUGUACCUAGCAGCAGGAUCCACUCUAGUUUCGACAACGUGGGCCUUGGGGAGUUUUCGUAGACAGCAUGAAACCUGUGACACUGAAAAUAUUGUUCUAACCUGGCCAGGAUCCAUUUUUCGACUUUUGUGGCGUGCAGGUGAAAUUGCAGCCAGAAUAAUAUCCCUGUCACUUUUCGCGACAUUGUAUUCACAGUGGUUGUUUUUAGUGAUCGGACUCCAUUGGGUGACAAUGCUUGUUUGUGUGUGUACAUCCGUCUUCAGUGCAAUCAAUGAAUCAAAUGGCAGCAAAGUUUACACGAUAUCAUUCCGUGUCCUUGUUGCUUAUAUGUACAUCUUUGCCUUCAUCAACUUCAGCAAUCAGAGCUCCAUGUUCCGAUAUGUGAUGUUUUACAUCAUUAUGUUCCUGGAGAAUGCCACUCUCUGUCUCAUCUGGAUGGUUCAAGAUGCAGCAGGAGAAGAAGGGUAUCGGUAUCUCCUUGUCUUCAUCACAGCAUCAUGCUUCUUUGUUGCUAUCGUCUCCCUAACAAUCUACUACAGGUUCUUCCAUGUCAGCAUCUCUGAUGUACCCUCAGACGCCAAGACACUGGUCUGUGUGAAGGACAGCUGCAUCAACUGUAAGCUAAGUCUGUGUGUUAAACAUAAACUGAAAUUACAAAGACCAUUCAGUGCUGGUUGGUACAGCCAGUACAAUGAUGCUAUAUAUAAUGGUCACUAUUACAAGAACCUACUCCAGGACAGCUUGCUAGAUUCUGCUUCAGAAAUUGAUGUGAAGUCUAUUGGAACAGUUCGAUCAGGUUUCUACAAGCCGGGAACAAUAUCAGAAGAAUCCAACACAUCUUUCAUUAGAGAUCCCGAUCAUUUGGAUGUUGAGAAGAGGUCUGUGGUGAGUUUCCAGUCUGUAGGAAUGUACAUGCACAGACGAUACAUCAGUGCAGAUGAGGACAUCCUUGAUGAUGACGAUGCUAGUUCUAUCCCAGCAUCACUGAGUCCAAGGCGACAUGAUGACCACAUGCUGAGUGAGUCCAGUCUCUCCGUUGGAAGUCCAAGAUGGAUACCUCCUCCAGGCCGAUCGGCCAGCCAGACAUGCCUCCUCACAGACACCUGGGACAGUAUUUCUCAACUGAAUUCUGAUGACCAUCACCCAUAUCCCAAUCUUCCAUCCUGUAGGUCGCUUCUCAGAGAUGACCAUAACUGGUAUUCCGAUGGAUAUACUACUGACAAUACGCUUGUGUGGUCCAAACUUCCUGUGACAGAUCUCAGCAGGCACAGACCUGUUGUAAGUGAUAGUGAAAGUGAAUAUUACUGCCGUUGUCCCAAAACUACUCAGAAGAAAAUGGCAGGCGUUCAUUCUCAACGAUCCAAGGUAAACAGACAGGAGAGUUUAUCAGAAUCUGUAAAGGAGAAGUACAUGAACUGGUUCAGGAGGCCCACUGCCCUCCACACACCAAAUGCUUCAGAGGAGGAGAGAUCUGUUCAGGGUAAAUGUAAAUCACGCAAACACGGAAAGAGGGCUCCUGCUUGGACACUGGCCAGCACAGACAAACUUGUGACGGAAAGUUUCGAAAAAUGGAAUAAAAGGAUUGGAGCUGUCCCAAGUCCGAACCCUGAUGGGAAACAUCAAGCUCCAUUGUUUGAUAUUUGUGAUCAGAUUGUACAGGAAAGCCUCAACGAGGCUCAACUCAAGAAAGAGGCAAGUGUCAAACCUACCUAUCACAAUAUGGGCAGCACAAUGGCCAAUACUGGCCCUCAACAAGGACAAUUCGUGAAGGCCAAAAACAAAGGCCGUCGUGAAGCAAGACGUGUGUGCCAGGUGACGGACAGUGAAUCUGAGACUCAGUCUUGUGUCAGACCUCAUAGGACCCGAAAGACAUCUCAUUCCCCUUCUUCUAAAAUAAGUGUAUCAGACUGUUCUGUGACUGGAAGUAAACCUCAGAGUGACCACCUCAGUACUGUGGAUCCCCAUAAAAAGACAAUCAUCAUUCAAUCACAGACACAAGUUGGUGUUAUGAAUAUUCGUGCAAUGCAAAAUGACAAAUCAAAAUCGAGCACCGAUUCCGGUGUAGGUCAGCCUGACUAUGAAAACGACUAUGUUCCCAUGAUGAGUCUUUUGAAAUGUCCAUCAAGGAGCAAAAAGGAAAACAUAUACGAGAAUCAGGCAUAUAUUGGUGAUAGUGAUGAAGUCUUUCUGGACAAUAUAGUGAAAGUGACCAAUGAUAGAUACAGACGUCAAGGAAAACCGAUGAGUGAUGAGGUAUUUGUGGACAAUGUUUUGAAAAUAACCCCAGAGGCACCUUGGUAUGUGUGCAGUGAAUCAGAAGACAGUGCACUACCGCAAGAAACAUUUAGUUCCAGUAAUUGUGGGAUGACCAACUCGGACAAUGAAAGUGAUGAUAGUUUAGAGCUCAUCAUUUGAAUGUGGCACAAUUUUGAUGUAUGAUAUUAAGUGUGACAAGAUGCAAGACAAUGUUUGUAUGGAGAAAUAUAUGAAAAUAUGUAAUUUGGAGGAAAUCUUACAGCCAAGAUUUUCCAAAAUUCCAAGUUUUUCCUACAACAAAUCCAUUUAUUUUUGUCAAAUACAUGUUUUUUUUACCAAAGUCAAAAAGCCUUAAACCUGCCUUGGGUUGUCCGAAAAAUGCAUUUACUCAGAUUUUUCAUUUUGAAAAAUUAAAGUCAGAAACUGUGUGAAUGAGUUAUUAUAUGUGUGAUAUGGGUGAUAUUUAGUAUUUAAUAUGUACAUCUGUUUAGCAUAAACACAAUCUGUACAUUGUGUACAUAUGUGUACAUAUGCACAGAGCUCUAGGAAAUAUAUUCUAACAUGAUGUGCAACAUCUCUUAGUAUACUGAUGGUCUUAAAGAAACAGACACAUGAACAUAUUUGUACAUUUCCGAGUUUGAAAAUCAGGAAAUUCAUCUAAUUUAUAAUCAUUUUAACUGCAACUUCAUCAUUCAUAUCUGAAUCUAGGAUCUAUGUUCAAACUUCAUUGUAAAAGAACAAAUAUUUUUUUACACCAUCAAGUAAGAUAUGAAGCAAACAGAAGUCAGGUUUAGAAAUAUUCUCUACAAGUCAUUACUUUGUAUGCACAGCGAGAAGUUCAUUUUCAUGUUUACUGCAUUUGUUAAUUAUUCACAGUUUUGAAAUUGUUCUAUUUAUGUUUCUAUGCUGUUAAUGAUGCAAUUGUACAGGUGUAUCAGUGUAGAGAUUGUCUACCUGUUCUGUUACUGCUGUUUGUGUCGGAAGCUGAUUAUGUUGAUUAUACGUCUCAGGUUUUGUACCAAGAUGAUAUUGGAAUUUACUAAUUGAUUAGUUCAUGUUUAUGUAUGCUGUGAAACAGUAGGAGCAUCAGGCCAGACCAUUUAUUUUCUUGUUUUACAGGUACAACUUUCCUAGAUUUUGAAAAAGUAAUAAUUUCUACAACAAAUUCUGAUUGAUUGAUACUGGAAAAAUUUACCAUACUUUACCAUGUUUGUUAAAACUUUAUUUAAAGAAUUGUUUGUAAAGGAAAUUUUCAAAUCAUCCCAACAGAUCCUUUAUAUUUAUCACAUAUAUAUUUCAUUUUUUAUAGUGAUCAAAACCAUAAAACAAGAACAGGAAUUAGUCUGGCCUCAGAAAACAAAUAGAACAGAUGCAUUAAAACUUAAAAUUUACUAUGGUUAUAAGAUAACAUUUUCCAGCAAUCACGAGAAAGAUGCACCUAUCCUUCAAGCUACUUUAUACAUUGUCUGUAUUGUUGUUUUUGAAGUUUGUGAAUUAAAUCAAUAAGAAUUUGAUAUUUCACAAUAAAUUAUUCACAGAAUAUUAAAAUAACGAUUUCAUUUCAUCCCAGUCACACACAAAAAGCAUACUUGUUUUCAUAUGUUUGUAUGUUUUAAAAAUGGCAGAUUUCCUUAAGAUCUUACUUCAUAAUGUAAAAAGAGAGCAUAUAGACUUCACGGUGUGAUGACAAAAAGGAUGGAGAGUCCUGUUGUAAGCUAAGCACAAGUAGAUGACAACGACUCGUGAACCAGUCAGAUUAAAACAUUACUUAACCCACUAAUACAGGCUCAGAUUGACCCGGUACUGACAGGUGAGAAUACCAAUAAGGUCAUUGUUUAUCACUCAUAAAGCAAACUGAAGGUGAUGUCUCCAUGUCACAAUCUCUCCAUCACUGCUGACCUCGUGAUCCUUGUGAACUCUCACCUCUUCAGGUCAGGUCUUAAGUUUGAUUUUAUAUAUAAGUGUUAUCAUUAGAUUUAUUCCCUUUUCAUGAUUUGUGAACUCUCUGAAUAAACAAUCAUAAUGAAACCCUUUAUGGGAGAUUUUCUCAUUUUCUUUGAACAAGGUUGAAAAAUUCAUUGCUAAAUGAAAAUGUUUUGAUUUUAAAAUUGCAAACUGUUUUGUAUAUUUGACUUGAGUGUAGGAUAUUUCAAGCUUAUGUAAAAUAUUAUCUUCCUAUUCAUAUAAUUAAUUGUUGAUUUUCUUUUCUCGGAAUCAGUAACCAUAUUGCUAUUCUCUCUUGAUAGGUCAGGAUUGUUAGAUACAUUAGGCAGUAAUCUGUAAUAUUUAAAUAGAUACAAUAUUUUCAAUGAUAUAUUGACCAUGCAAAUUUGUUGGGAAUGUCAGGAGAAGCCUAAACACAAGGGGCAAAGUAGAUCCUAUAUAAGAUAAUUUAGACACGAACUGUAAUCACAUAUCUAUCUAAGUCUAGUUAGUAUAGUUUUUAUUGGUAGACACGACCAUGGUUUGAGGCUAUGAAAUAUAGAUGACCUGUCAGCUGAACUUUGGAGCCAUGUGACAUGCAGUUUAUCUGAAUCUGAUACCUACUGAGGUAUGUAAUUGAUAGGUAACAGAGAGGUCAGUCAAAUGGGAUCAGUGAUAGGAUGUUUGUCUUAAGCAUAUUACAGAUGGAUAUUACAGCUUGGCAAAAACAUUCCUUGUUUAACUGAUUUUCUUGGGGUAGAGCAUGAACAAAUACAUAUGAGUUGAUUUAAAAACUCAAAUGUUUUAAUGUUUUAUUUACUAAGAAUUAUAAAAUUCUUUUAACAACAAAGGGUUUGAGGAUAAGCCUCAACAUUUUGUGGAUAUAAAAUACAUAUGGCCUACUGGUCUCAGCAUUGUCUUGUGUAAACAUUUGAAAUAUUCAAAAAUGAACUAUGUUUCAUCCUAAACUGAAAACCCUCAAGGAAUACAGUUUUGUCACUGCAAACUAAAAUUAUGAUGUGUAAAAUUAACAACAAUGUCAAAACCUCCAUUCAUUGAACGGAGUCUUAUUUUGUGGCAGGUGAACUGUGAGUAAUACCUGAGGUGAUUAACAAUGGUAGAAACCUUGAUAUUUACUAUGAUAAAGGAGUAAGAUCAUAUAUUUCAAACUCACAUCAAACUCAAACAAAUGUUCUCAGAUCAGAGACAUGCAUGUUAACUAAAUUGAGCAAUGUAGUCACUUUGACCAAAAUUCAUCAGAAGCAUAUUUCAGGAGAAGAACUUGGAAGUCCAUAAACCACAAGUUUUGUUUAAACAAGGUGGCUGUAUUUAACAGCCUGCUGAUGAAAUGUGGAUUUAUUGUUUUGUGCAAUGUUACUGUUUGUGUUGUAUUCUGUUAUUUUUGUAUUAUGAUUGUUAUAUACUGAUAUUAUUUCCUAUAAGCACCUGGCUUCUUGUGCACACAAGUAAUGUGGAAUUUGUGAACACCAUGAAGAAGCAUGAUUAAAAGAAUGAAAUACA
Molecule: messenger RNA, 7273 nt
Organism: Haliotis rubra (blacklip abalone)
Lineage: Eukaryota; Metazoa; Mollusca; Gastropoda; Lepetellida; Haliotidae
Biological process (GO): engulfment of apoptotic cell; apoptotic process involved in development; phosphatidylserine exposure on apoptotic cell surface
Cellular component (GO): plasma membrane
Source: RefSeq, a predicted model, not a curated record